This is a messenger RNA of Ruditapes philippinarum (Manila clam), 3704 nucleotides long. RefSeq lists its product as uncharacterized. The coding region runs from base 29 to 2383 and encodes 784 amino acids. The record is from RefSeq and is a predicted model, not a curated record. NCBI's taxonomy places the organism in Eukaryota, Metazoa, Mollusca, Bivalvia, Venerida, Veneridae. The transcript has a single exon. Gene Ontology annotation, molecular function: protein binding. Gene Ontology annotation, biological process: signal transduction.
UUAAAAUAAGGAUUAGGACUGUGAUACAAUGGUUUUCCGAUUAAUUUUACUAUUUUAUUUAGUCUCACAUUGUGUGAUAUCAGCUUUUAGCACAAAUGCAACUAUUCCAGGCUACCAUUUAUGGUCAUAUGGUGAAAGGGCAGAAAUAUUUUGCCCUAAUGAUUGUAAAACAAAAGAUUACCCUGAGGAAUGUUGCUCUUGUAGGGCACAGCCCUGCUGGGAAAUUAAUCAAUUGCUUUGUCCUGUUGACAAAAUAUAUUUGGAAUACCUUAAUAUAUACGGAGAAAGUAUUCUUACCAAUACAAAUAACGAUUCAGUGGCGGAAUUGAUACAUACUGGAGGUUCUCUUUCGAAGCUUCCGCAGAAUAUAUGUCAGAUCAAAGAACAGUUAAGAAAGGUGGACUUAAGAUACAAUUGGAUACGCAGCAUAAGUGUAAUAAAAUGCCUAAAACAAUUAGACACAUUACGUUUAGACUUCAAUUUGAUAACUUAUAUCGCAAAUACCUCAUUUACCGACAUGAUUCACUUGAGGAUUCUUACCAUGUCACACAACCUGAUAAUGAAACUAGAACCUAAUACUAUAAUCAUCAAAGGAGGGAAUAUUCCAAUCAUUGACUUUUCCAACAAUCCUAAUAUGGACUGCUUAGAUGUUUCGAACGUGCUCAGGCCAGGACCUUUCUGUACUCUAAACUUCACAAACUCUAAUAUUGAAUCUAUUACAAAUGACCUAGGGAUUGUAUUGGAUAAAGUCAUUCAUGGACCAGGCGAUAUUUUAUUAGAGCAUACACACUUGGGUAGCUUUAUUAACUUUACAUCUAUUGGAAUUGAAGAUAUGGGCGACUUUCCCAAAUACAUAUCUGGGUCUCUGAAAUUAGAUUCUAGUUCAGUGAACUGUGAUUGUACGAUAUUUCCUAUACUAAAAUCUUUAGGAACAGAAGCCUCAGUAUAUUGGAAGAAUUUGGAUACAUUUGUAUGUAACAUGCCUGAAAGUGUGAAAGGGCUUAACCUCACAGAAGUUGCCAUUAGCCAACAUUACGAUGAUCUAACAUGUGAUCUAAGUGAAAAGCACACAUGUCCCCAUUAUCUUUGUCACUGUAUUGACAUGCCAAGUCAAGACAAAGUGCUAGUUAAUUGUACAGGUGUAGGUUUAAAAUCGAUGCCGGACGAAAUGCCAAUCGGUACUUGGAGAAAUAAUAGAAUAGAUCUCAUUCUUGCUGUUAACAAAAUAUCAGUGAUUCCAGCCAGGAAAUACUAUAACAGAUUAAUAAAUCUGGACUUAAGCGGUAACCCAGUGUCAACUUUCAGUCGGCAAGCGGCUGCCAGCAUUUUGUCUACAAUAAACAUAGAGAACCAAACGCUGGAUGAUCUGCCUCCUAUUUUGCAGCAUAGAGACCCUAAUGCAAUCACUUUUGGUCCGCAUCCAAUUAUUUGUAACUGUGGUAAUACAUGGAUAGGGGACUGGAUUCGUUUGAAAAAAGGUCAGAAUAGGCUGAACUGCUCCGUUGGCGGGACCAUUUUACCGGCCGAAGACGUUACUGAACAUUUUCUAAACUGUAAUAAAUUUACACCAAUACCCUUAACGGUUACAGUAAGUAUAGCAAUCGGAAUAUUAGCGUUUGUAGUGUUCGGCAUUGGUCUCAUUUUCUUUUUCCGCAACGAAAUCACUAUACUCAGUCGUAUGUUUGUCCGUAAACAGUCUUCGGUUGAAAAACAUAGAAUAGACGUAUUUUUGUCGUUUUAUGAUCAAAACAGUUGCGUUUUCAGAACGGUAAUGCGAUAUAUAAAGCCUGCCUUGGUAGAUGCUGGAUAUAUAGUAUUUAUUCCGUGGGAAAACAUUCAAUAUGGAGACACGCGGGACGAUGCAAUAGCGAUAGCUGCAAAUCAAUCUAUUAAUUUUGUUAUCGUCUUAUGCGAUAAAUACGCAGAAAACUACAAUAGUGUAUCGGAGUUAGAAACGAUUUGGAAUUCUUUCAAAGCCGACAAAGCUAAACAAAUAAUAUUGAUAAACUAUGACGAUAUAGUUUCAAGCGACAUCAGGGAUGACAGGUUACGAGCUUUGUCAAGAAUCCGCUAUUUAGAUUUCAAAACACGUGAUAGUGAACUAAUCGAUCGUCUUAUUGGUAAGCUGGGAAAACCUUUACCAAAACAAAAGCUAAAUACGCCAAAAGAAAACGAUGAUAAAAAAGACGAAGGUAUAAUAAAUUGUAUUGAAGGAGCAGUUAUUAACGAUACGCUUACAGUAUUUGAAAGACUUGCCAUGCCAAGACCUUCAGAAUGCAAUUGUCAAUACAGAAGAUGUUAUUUGCACGAUGAAACACUAUUUAAGCGACAGGGAAAAGCAACUUCAAGAAAAGGGAUCAGAAAGGUUGUCCCGUUUAAUUGAUUAGGUCGUAAAAAUUGGUAGAUAAAAGUAAUACGGUACUAAUACAAUAUACGUUUGGUGCUAGUUUCGGUAAUAACUUAUAUAGAAAAUUAAUUUAUCAACAAACUUGCAUGUAUGUGACUGUUUGUUUUAUGACGAUGAACGUAUAUACAAUAAGCCAUAAAGAACAAUGGACACAAUUUCGAUACAACUUAUUAUUUGGAGAGUUCAUUCAGCUUUUUUAGACUGAUCUUUCUUAUAGUCACCAUUACCUGUUGUACCAAUGUUUAUACAAUACGUUCUAUCUGAUAUAGAUGCUGAUUUUCAUUUUGAGAUUUUCAAGAAAGCAAACAGUUUUUGGUGCCUUCCCAGAAUUUCUAAAGAUAUAUACCAUACACAAAUAUACAUUCCUAAGCAAUAUUUAGAUAUUGUUAUUCCCUGCUUUCAUUGAAUGUUCCUUACAGUGUUCGUAUUUUAACAGACAUAUGCUAUAGAUAAUGAUUAUUUUACAUGGAGUACACUUAAAUACAUAGUAUUAGGUAGACAAUAUGUAUUUUAGGCAGCAUUUUUUUAUUAUUUAUUUUAUUUUUCUAUGGCUGCAUGAAUGCUAUGGGAAAAUGUUGAUACCAGACCUUCCAUUUAAAGAAAAAAAAUUGAAAAUGGAUACGUUUUUUAAAGAAUGAAAUUUAUUUUAAGGAUUUGUACCAAAUUGUACCAUAAUGAUUCAAUAUAAAUCUAAUAUAAAAAACAAAAUAAAAUUGUAUAUAAUACAUUUGGUGGUAUUUGUUUAACAGGGAUUCUUAUUUUAUUUAUAUAAAAUAUUUUAAGUAGUACCUAUGUUUAUUUGCAUGUGGUAAGAUAUUAUUCCUUCACACAGUUAUGUAUGUUAAGUCACAAUGUUAUAUAGAAUGGUACUUAAAUUUUAAUUUCCUUUGAGACUGUUUUAAGAGACACCCUGUCAUAUGUGACCUUUUUCUAUGGGUCCCUUGGAAAGUCACAUAUGACAGUCUCGACUGUAUAUUAUUGCACGUUUGUAAGGUCGCUUAUCAUUGGAUAAUCGUGACGUUUAUAUAUAUUAUCUAUAUACACGAUUGCUGUCAAUUUUAAUUUGUAUGAAGUAGUUUUCCUUUUCCUCAAAUAAAGUCAUUUUGUUGUAUUAUAAAUUCAGUAUAAAGAUAUCAGACGUGCUACAACGGAUCGAGUUAUAAAGGCUUACAACCGUUUACUGGUAUAUUGGGCCUUAUAAUACUGCAAUUUUGUAACGUAGCUUUUCAUUGGAUAAUAGUUUUAAUAUUUUUAUAUACGCGGCUGCUGUCAGUUUAUGAAGAAAGCUCACCCCCCU